AUGACGUCUAAGUCUCCACCAAUAGAUAUCGAUGAUAUUUUCAAGAAGAUGGAGAAGAUGGGGCUCAUCUCUAAAGCAGUUGCCAUACUUGAUGGGCUCUGCAAAGAUGGAUUGGUUCAAAAAGCAAUGAAGCUAUUCAGAUUAAUGCAUAAAAAGAGAACAAUCCCUGAGGUUGUGAUUUACAUGACAGUUGUGGUAGGCUUCUAUAAGACAGCAAAGUUUGAUGAUGCAAAGAGAAUUUUCAAGAAAGAUGCAGAAAAAUGGGAUAUACUGAAUACUUUUAGUUAUGCAGUUCUGAUUCAGGACUUAUGUAAAGGAGAAAAAUUAGAGAAUUCUAUUGAACAUAGCAUGAAGAUGUUGAAUACCGGGCAUUUACUAAAUGCAGCAAUCUUUGCUGAUUUUGAAGGUAUUUUUAGAAAGAAGAAUUCUCAGAGAUCCUUUUGA
Molecule: messenger RNA, 444 nt
Organism: Elaeis guineensis (African oil palm)
Lineage: Eukaryota; Viridiplantae; Streptophyta; Magnoliopsida; Arecales; Arecaceae
Source: RefSeq, a predicted model, not a curated record